AUGAUUACUCAGGAAUUAAUUGCAUUGGACACGCCUAACAUAACUGAAUUGCAACGUCAAACGAUUCAGUCUAUCGAAUAUUUUUCUAAAAUUCAACGACUUAGAGUUGAAAAAAAUGAAUUUGUUCAAGAGAAACUUAAGAAAAUUUCUAAGCAGAGGGAUAAAUUUCGAGAUUUUGCCGAACAAUCAAUAACUAAUGUUCUUAAAAUCAGUUCUCAUGCAGAUGACAUUAUUCUAUUUGCUGAUUGCUGUAUUGUUGAUAACAUCAAUAAUGAUGAACUGUUGAAAUUAUUAAGGCCAACUUUGAGUAAUGCUACGUUAAAUAAGAAUAAUUCUGAAUUACUUAAGGAUCGUUUAGUCAAAAUUAAAACUCGUUUAGAAACUAUUUCUACUGACAUUACUGAUCAUAAUGUUAAUAACACUAGGAAUAAUUUACGUGAAUGUAUUGAUGAUGUUGAUGAAAAAAAUAAUAAAGCAAAGUCGGCUGCUAAAUUUAGCUCAAUAAUAUCCUGUGUUGGCAGUGCAGUUGCGCUUGGAGCAGUUCCAUUCACGGGUGGAGCAUCUUUGUUAGCAGUUGGAAUUGGUACAACAGCAUUUAUUGGCGGUGCAGUCGUUGCCAAAAAUCAUGCUCUUGAAGCUAGAACAUAUUCAGCUUGCGGUAACUUUCUAACUUACUUAUCUGAAAUGAGAGAAUGUCUUAAAAAGAUCAUGGAAAUCAUAAGUUAUUGUGAGACCUAUUGGGAAACCGAAAUUGAACGCAUUGAGAAAAUUAUUAAAGAUUUAAAAGGUUGUGAACCAUUUGGAAGACUAACGAUCAAACGUUCCGCUGUUUUGUUUUCAUUACGGGCAAAACGGAUUCAAGAAGAAGCAAAAGUUUAUAGUAUUGUCAUGCCAAAGGCCGUGAACGCAGAUCGGAUCUUCGGCUUGUGA
Molecule: messenger RNA, 930 nt
Organism: Funneliformis geosporum
Lineage: Eukaryota; Fungi; Glomeromycota; Glomeromycetes; Glomerales; Glomeraceae
Source: the annotation of a GenBank genome assembly